Messenger RNA from Portunus trituberculatus (swimming crab), 3571 nucleotides. RefSeq lists its product as uncharacterized. Gene Ontology annotation, molecular function: DNA-binding transcription factor activity. The transcript has 8 exons. The coding region runs from base 125 to 1372 and encodes 415 amino acids. NCBI's taxonomy places the organism in Eukaryota, Metazoa, Arthropoda, Malacostraca, Decapoda, Portunidae. The record is from RefSeq and is a predicted model, not a curated record.
UCCCAAACCCAAUGAUCAUUUUGUAAAACUUCGCCUACAGCGUCUCCCAGUGAGAGAACCCAGCGCGGGAUUACUUGAGGGGAAAUAAGACAUAGAACCCCGUGUCCUUCAUGUCCCAAUAGCGAUGUCCACGUACCAAGUAAGGUCACUGGAGGAGGCGGACCAAAUCAUCAGGGAGCACGAGAGAAAGACCAAGACUACAUACGCCCUUCUGCGGUCCACCAAGAACUUCGGCUGUGUGGAUGUCCCAGCAUGUGCCAACGAUGAGAACGAGGUGCGCUUCGAGACGGUGGGUGUGCCAUACUGCGGAGUGCCGUUUUUUGUGGCCGGACUCAAGAUCCUCCAGUGCCAGUCCUACAGAGUGCGAGGCGGAAGGAAAAAGAAAGAGAUAAAGAUUGAGUUGACUGGUUCAGGUGCGGGCGUGAUUGGUGAGGCAGGGGUGGGGGAUGCUGGGGGAGAAGAGGACGGGGACUCGCUGCAGCCCAAGCCAAUGGUCAAGAAAAAGAAGAAGGCCGGCCGCACCCACAAGGUCAGCUGCACUGCCACCAUCAUCAUGAAGGAGGUCAUCUAUUACCCAGAGUUCCAGCUCUUUGAACACUCGAAGAACAACCGCAUUGCCGUGGCGCGCCAGCUGAAGGAUGCCCUCAAGUCCAAGGCGCCGGUGCAGAAGGACAGGAUAAUAUAUGUGACAGUGCCAGCCAUGUCAGACCACUUUGGACACACUGUUGGGCUGGGCACAUCCAAGCAGGGUGGCAAGCGGCUGUUUGUCAAGAAUGACUUCUACGGCCACAAUGAGCCUGGCUCCAGCAACCGAGUGUACUACCCAGUGAAGCAGGAGAAGCUCAACGUGGCCCAGCUGGCCCGCCGGAUGAAAGUGGAUGAGGACGACACAGAGGCUCGGGCCAGAGAAGUGAGGGAGAUUCUACAGAGCAUCAUGGGCCUCACAUAUAAGCAACCGGGAACAACGGAAGCAUACCGGGAGCUGCACAAAGACCUGAGCCAAGCCAGACUCAAGUACCAGCAGACCAUGGACACGCUGCUUGGAGGGCCACCCGUCGCCCAGAUCCAUGUGGUGGACGGCCUAGUGAGCCAAAAUGGAGAUCCUCUUGAAUCAGCACCCCAAGCAAACACUGCAGGGGAGACGUGGCCAGUCACCCGCGCCACAGUAGUCACCACCACCACGGGGGUCAAUGCAUCCCAGGCAGUGGCUGUGUCCUCGCCCACCACCACCACCACCACAAUCGCUGCCGUGCCACAAGUCCAGCAGAACCCAAAUGCAGGAGCUGCCACUACUGCCCCCACUGAUGGCAAUAACCAGGAGACCAGCAUCUUCAUUGAGGCCAUGGAAGCAAUCUUAAACUCUCAAAUGUAAUGGGUGCUGGCUGGCUGAGUGGCUGACUGGCUGCAUGGCUGGCUGAUUGGCUGGGUGGCCGGCUGUGUGGGUGUGGCAGCGCUGGUGGGGCUGAGCUCUCUGCUAUCUUCUUCUAGUGCAUUAUACUGUAUGAUGGAUGUAAUAGACUAGUUUCAUCUUUUUCUCAUCUCUCCUGGGCAGCUGUGUGUGUGUGUGUGUGUGUGUGUGUGUGUGUGUGUGUGUGUGUGUGUGUGUGUGUGUGUGUGUGUGUUGUAACAAUCAUUUCUUCAUGCGAUAGUUGUGUAGGGGAAAUGCAGGUUAGUUGUAUGAUUAUUAUAGAUAUUUGAGGAGAAUUCACUCAAUAGGUAUGUGCAUGUCCCCUCCCCCCUCCCCCUUCCUCUCUCUCUCUCUCUCUCUCUCUCUCUCUCUCUCUCUCUCUCUCUCUCUCUCUCUCUCUCUCUCUCUCUCUCUCUCUCUCUCUCUCUCUCUCUCUCUCUCUCUCUCUCUCUCUCUCUCUCUCUCUCUCUCUCUCUCUCUCUCUCUCUCAUAUUGGAUCCUUUUAAUGACAAUUUUUAUGCAGCUUUCUCGUACUAGAAAAUUACAUCUAUAUUUUUGAUAGUUUGUUUUGUUUAUUUUCUGACUCAUAUUUAUCACACACUGGUAUAUAUCUGUGCGUUCAUAUCUCAGCAGUACAGCUCUGACACUUCCUUGCACUUGUUAACAUUGGAAACUAUUACUGUACAUACUUGUCCAUCACUCCUGGAUGCCUAACACUUCCUGACAUGCUCUCACCAGUGGAGUUAUGUACAUACUUGUGCCACAUUCAGCAAUGUACACUGACACUGUAAUAUAUAUCCCCAGCACUAAAAAUUUUUUAUACUUGGGUUAAGUGCAGGUUACUUUAAGAACUUCACAAAAUAAGGGAAGCUGUAAAAAGCCAUCAGGCCAACACACAGCAAUCUGUUUGAAGGCCAUGCCACACUGGAAGAAGGAAUCUUGUAGCUCCACUUGUUGUUAGCUGUGUGUUGAGUGGACCAUCCAGGCAUCUUAGGGUCCAGAGGCACAGAUUCUGGAAGGCUGAGGUGGACAUGUGGUGGUGAGUGGACCACCCAGGCGUCUUAGGGUUUAGACGCACAGGUUCUGGAAGGUGGAGGUGGAUGUGUGGUGGUGAGUGGGCCAUCCAGGUGUCUUGGGGUUCAACACAGGUUCUGGAAGGCUAAGGUGGAUGUGUUGAGUUUUUGACACUUCAUCUUGGUAGAAAUGUUUGUGUCUAGUAAGUUGCUUCUUUAUUUUCAUUUUAUGUUUCAUUGCUACAUUUAUUUAUCAUCACAUUUACCUUUUUUUUCAGGAUGACUUGAAAUGUAUUUUUAGAUUAGCUCAGAGCAAUAUUUUUUAUUGAUUUAUUUAUUUUUCUAUGCAUGUGUUUCGUGGAAAUCUUCCUUAAAGGUAGGUUAACAACAUUCAGAAAUGGGUGCUUUACAUAUAUGGAGUAAUUAUGAUCUGUUCUGAAGGCCAUACAUAUCAUCUACAAUAUCAUUGCUGCUUCUUUUGCCAGUUUGUUGAUUCUAUCUCUGUCUAGGUACCAGGCUGGCAAUCCCCCACUGGGUGAGUGAGGCGAGGCACCACACACUACACAAUGUGAUGUAGCUCAGUAAUUGACAGUAAGUUAUCAGCUAGCAAGCAGUCUGGUCAUGUUUUUAUGCAAGAUCACAGUAUUUUCUAUGUACAACACCUGCUGAGACACAAGACCAUGAAACACUUGAAAUAAUCACCCAUUUUGCUGCCAUUAGUGUCUCACAAAAUUAACUCGUCUUACACCGGACUGUUUUGUUCGCUGAGAGAAGACGUGGCAGUGCAAGGGUCACGAGGAGGCACAGCCGGGCCUGCCUGGGGCUGAUCAUGGCCAGGGAACAGUUCUCAGGUGCUCAGAAAAGAAGUUAUGUCAUUGUGGGACUGUAAAUAAUUCUGGAAGUAUAGUUUACAUAAUAUAUCUAAGUUAGGAUGAAAACAUAUACCCUGUGUGGUAAAUGGGUACUUUAUUUUACAUAUGUAUGUAUGUAUGUAUGUAUGUAUUAUGUACAUGACACUUUGUCUGAUAAUGUUUUGAGUUAUUGUUUCAGUAUUGUCAUUGGUUUAUUAUCAUGUGUACAUUUUUAGCUGUAUAGUAGUUGUUCCUUCACUGUACAAACAAAAGUAUAUAAAUAUAAAUAUAUAUCAGUA